This is a messenger RNA of Stegastes partitus (bicolor damselfish), 6304 nucleotides long. It is a transcript of the gene ago2, whose product is annotated as argonaute RISC catalytic component 2. Gene Ontology annotation, cellular component: RISC complex. The transcript has 20 exons. The record is from RefSeq and is a predicted model, not a curated record. Bases 227 to 2863 code for a protein of 878 amino acids. Gene Ontology annotation, biological process: regulation of DNA-templated transcription; regulatory ncRNA-mediated gene silencing. NCBI's taxonomy places the organism in Eukaryota, Metazoa, Chordata, Actinopteri, Pomacentridae. Gene Ontology annotation, molecular function: protein binding; RNA binding; endoribonuclease activity, cleaving siRNA-paired mRNA.
UCGGCUCUGGUUUUGUGUGUUGGGGGGAUGGGGCCGUGCCGAGGAUGAGAGACUCCAAAUAUUUACCACUUGGCUAACUAAAUAUCUUUCUUUUUCGAACUGGGUUUCCUCCUUUGCUCUUGGACAUAUAAGUACUUUUUGGCCACGCAUGAGUUUCGGCGGAAUUCGGCCAAAAUAAAGUGGACUAUCUCUACGUCCACGACACACGCUUAAAAAAGUCGACAAAAUGUAUUCCUCUGCUGGAGCUGCUGAGAUGCUUGAGGGACCUCGUUCCUCUGGGUCAAUAAGCUCUGACCCCCCUGGCUCAGACCCCCCGUCUUCCCCAGUGCCAGAAUAUGUGUUCAAGCCACCGUCACGGCCAGACUUUGGCACCAUGGGCAGGACAAUCAAGCUCCAAGCCAACUUCUUCGAAAUGGAAAUCCCCAAAUUGGAGGUCUAUCAUUAUGACAUCGACAUCAAGCCUGAGAAAUGCCCCAGGAGGGUCAAUCGUGAAAUUGUGGAGCACAUGGUCCAGCACUUUAAAACACAGAUCUUUGGUGAUCGAAAGCCGGUGUAUGAUGGAAGGAAGAACCUCUACACUGCCAUGCCCUUGCCUAUAGGCAGAGACAAAGUGGAGCUUGAGGUGACAAUUCCAGGUGAAGGCAAGGACCGCAGCUUCAAAGUAUCUAUCAAGUGGGUUUCCUGCGUUAGUCUGCAAGCUCUGCAUGAGGCACUAUCAGGACGACUCCCCAGCGUCCCCUUUGAGACUAUUCAAGCCUUGGAUGUCGUCAUGAGACAUUUGCCUUCGAUGAGGUAUACCCCAGUGGGACGCUCUUUCUUCACUCCUUCAGAGGGAUGCUCAAAUCCUCUUGGUGGUGGCAGAGAAGUGUGGUUUGGUUUCCACCAGUCUGUCAGACCUUCCCUCUGGAAAAUGAUGCUAAACAUUGAUGUUUCAGCCACUGCAUUCUACAAAGCCCAGCCUGUAAUUGAGUUUAUGUGUGAGGUCUUGGAUUUCAAAAGCAUUGAAGAACAACAGAAGCCUUUAACAGACUCUCAGCGAGUGAAAUUUACAAAAGAAAUCAAAGGCCUAAAGGUUGAGAUCACUCACUGUGGCCAGAUGAAGAGGAAGUACAGAGUGUGCAACGUGACCAGAAGACCAGCCAGCCACCAAACGUUCCCCCUACAGCAGGAGAAUGGCCAAACUAUUGAAUGCACAGUAGCACAGUACUUCAAAGACAAGUACAAGCUCAUCCUGCGAUACCCCCACCUCCCAUGUUUACAGGUGGGACAGGAGCAGAAGCACACCUACCUACCUCUAGAGGUGUGUAACAUAGUGGCAGGACAGCGCUGCAUCAAAAAGCUGACAGACAAUCAGACCUCCACUAUGAUCCGUGCCACAGCCCGAUCAGCACCAGACCGUCAGGAUGAGAUUAGUAAAUUGAUGAGAAGUGCCAACUUCAACACUGACCCUUACGUUCGUGAAUUUGGAGUAAUGGUGAGAGAUGAGAUGACAGAAGUGAAUGGCCGCGUCCUGCAAGCACCUUCAAUACUGUAUGGAGGCAGGAACAAAGCAAUAGCCACACCAAUCCAGGGAGUGUGGGACAUGAGGAACAAGCAGUUCCACACUGGUAUCGAGAUCAAAGUGUGGGCCAUUGCCUGCUUUGCCCCACAGAGACAGUGCACAGAACUCUUGCUCAAAGCUUUCACAGAUCAGCUGAGGAAGAUCUCUCGUGAUGCAGGGAUGCCCAUCCAGGGUCAGCCUUGCUUCUGCAAGUACGCCCAGGGAGCUGACAGCGUGGAGCCAAUGUUCAGGCACCUCAAGUACACCUACCAGGGCCUACAGCUGGUGGUGGUCAUCCUGCCGGGGAAGACACCAGUCUAUGCUGAGGUGAAGCGUGUUGGGGACACAGUACUUGGCAUGGCCACACAGUGUGUGCAGGUGAAAAACGUUCAAAAGACAACACCUCAGACGCUCUCCAACCUCUGUCUGAAGAUCAACGUCAAGCUGGGCGGCGUCAAUAACAUCCUCCUCCCGCAGGGCAGGCCAUUGGUGUUCCAACAGCCAGUGAUCUUCCUUGGUGCAGAUGUGACUCAUCCACCUGCAGGAGAUGGAAAGAAGCCUUCCAUCGCUGCUGUGGUUGGUAGUAUGGAUGCCCAUCCCAGUCGAUACUGUGCCACAGUGCGGGUGCAGCAGCAUCGUCAAGAAAUCAUCCAGGACCUGGCCACCAUGGUGAGGGAGCUGCUCAUCCAGUUCUACAAGUCCACCCGCUUCAAGCCCACCAGAAUAAUCUACUAUCGAGACGGCAUCUCCGAGGGCCAGUUCAACCAGGUGAUACUUGUUCUUCAGCAUGAGCUGCUGGCGAUCCGCGAGGCCUGUAUCAAGCUAGAGAAGGACUACCAGCCUGGUAUCACCUUUGUGGUUGUGCAGAAGCGACACCACACAAGACUGUUCUGCAUGGACAGAAACGAGAGGGUUGGGAAGAGUGGCAACAUUCCAGCAGGCACCACGGUGGACACCAAAAUUACUCACCCAUCAGAGUUUGACUUCUAUCUUUGCAGUCAUGCUGGCAUUCAGGGAACCAGCAGGCCGUCUCACUACCACGUGCUCUGGGACGACAACCACUUCUCUUCAGAUGAACUGCAGGUCCUCACCUACCAGCUUUGUCACACCUACGUGCGCUGCACCCGGUCAGUUUCCAUCCCAGCACCAGCCUACUAUGCCCAUUUGGUGGCUUUCCGGGCUCGCUAUCACUUGGUGGACAAAGAACAUGACAGUGCUGAGGGCAGUCAUACAUCAGGCCAGAGCAAUGGGCGUGACCACCAGGCCCUGGCCAAGGCUGUUCAGAUCCACCAGGACACCCUACGCACCAUGUACUUUGCCUGAGAGCACACAACCCAGGUUGGCGUGGGUGAGACCCAACUGAUGGAACACACUACCCCUCGCUGUCUCACUGUCAGCUGUAGAUAGCAUCACAGUGGUUUCACAUCGUGAUCUCCCUACCUAACAAACCUGUCAGUUACAACUAUGUCUACAAUUGUACUUCAGCCCUGAAACCCACCAAAACCAAACCAGCUAUUAGACUGUAAGAUGCAAAAGAAUCCCUCUUUCUUGAGGAGCUGGAAGAGGUUUUAUUUACAUGUUUUGCAUUAGUGUGCAUUCGUAUUUGUUGUAGGGAAUUAUGUUGCAAAGUAUGAAAGGAAAUGGUAACGUUUUUACACUGACAGAAGAAAUCUACCAUUUCCAAACUAGUGGGCUGUACCAGUAAACAGUGGAGUGGUUAAGGAUUUAGAAGAAGCGACUCACCCUCUUCCUCUUUUUUUGGUUUGUUCGAGUCUUGGUGCUUGAAGGGAGAAGGAAAAAUCUAAAGAUGAGGGGGUCCAUUCACUGUUUAUAUGCCUAACGAUUUAGUCCUCUGACAAACAUUUAUUUAUCAGCCAAUCAAAGCAAAGUGCACUGACCAGAAUGGGUACUUCAAUCAGGACAAAAGUACUUAAUAUAUAGAGGGUUGUGUGUGAUUUUUUUUUUUUUUCUUUUUUCACAUAGGGCACUAUGUGAUUAAAAGUGCCAUUUGAGACCAUCUUUUUGUUGUCACUUCUAUGUAAAACUAUGAAUUAGUCGGCCCACGUCUGCUGGGUUUUCAGUAUUUGUCCUUGAUUGACACCGAUGACCAUUUUAUGCCAAAUCUGGUGACGACUACAGGAUUCUUUGCAUCAGAUUUGUUCAACCCUUGAACCAACACUUUGUAGUGUUUAGAUAGAGAUUGCGAGAACAGCAAUUUUAUCCUCCUCUGCCCCACUUAUUAGCCUGAACUGAUAAAGUUGCGACAGUAACCUAAUUCUCACACAGAGAAAUAUUGGGACUGGCUCCCAACAAGGACACCUUUCUAAUGUAUUCUGAGCCGUGUUAAUGAAAGACACAUGAUGUAGAAAUCACCGUAGAGGGGAACGUAAUGAAAUCUUUUCAGUUCCCUUCUGUUUUUAUAGUCUUUUUUUUUUUUUUUUUUUGCAAUGAAUAUGCAUGUAGCUGACUCAUGUUCUAGACAUUUAGGCAUUUGUGAUAAUUGUUUCUUUCUUCCUUUAUACACAUCAACCCUAUUUCUAUUUUUCAAUGUAUAUAGCAGCAGCAGCAGGAUAGUGUUUUCUGCAGCGUCAUUGUCGGAGCGGGAUAUUUGUGCGGCUUCUCGAUAUCCAGGCAUUCGGUACAGCGGAGUGAAAGCUGCAACGUUUUAGAUUCUAACUGAUCGAAAUUCCCUUGAAAGAACCUCUUUAAUAUAGUGUUUGCUCCGCGAAUCGGGAGCAGCAGUCAUCGCACAAAAGCUUGGGUUUUAUGCAAAUGACUUUUUGUGAGUCUUUAUACUAUAUAGUAAUGUUGGUAAUAAGGUAUAUUUUGAAUAAGCUUUCAGUGGAGGCUGCUGAAAAAAUGAUAGAGAAUUUUUUAAAAAAGACUGGCCCACAUGUAGUCUAAAUUAACACUGUCUAUUUGUAUACAGAUUUAAAAUGCAAAUGUUCUCUUGCCUUCUAAGACUGUUAGUCUUACUAAUAAACAUUAUUACAUAAUAAUAACAUCCCACCUAAGUUUUACUACUAAGUUAAGCUGGCGAAUGUUCACAUAGUCUUGAUUGGAGGCGAGUAGUCUAUAUUUUCUAACUAUGCAUCGUUUUUAACCAAGAGAUUUAGCAGUGGGAUAUCUCACCUGAAUUUGGGUCAUUUAUAGAUGUAGAUAAUCAGGGCUUUUUAUGUUGUUUUUUUAGCAUAUUGCAUUUAGUAGCGUUUCUUAGGGCUUAUCGGCGUCUUCAUGCCUUUCUAACGGGAUGAAGUAUUGAUGUGGUCAUUUGUAACAUUGUAGAUUUUCUAGCCUAAAAAAAUUGGCUGCAUCCUUUGUAACACACAAUCUUUCCUAGCCAAACAAGAUUACAAACUUUUACAUGAUUAAUAUUCCAAAAAAAAAAACACACAAAAAAAAAAAACAAGAUAUGGAAGCACAAAAAAGGACAUCUUGAUUCUAGGUGCUAGAAGUUUUCACUGUAAACCACCUUAAAUCCUCACUGGACUGGUCCACAAGGCUUUUUAGUUGUACCGCUAAAAAGAUGCUUCAUCAUUUCGAGGAUCUUUUCUCUCCCUUUGAUGACCUCCUUUUACGUUUCCCCCCCCUUUUUACUCGUUACCUGUAAAGCAACUAGAAAUCCGACUGACUGUGUUUGUGGGGCAUUCUGAAAAAAAAUCAUGUACUUGAUAUUUACUGUUAUGAUGUCAAUAUUGUUCUUAUCGGUGCUGGUCUCACAACAUGUAAAUUUGGAUGCACUUUUGAUAGCAGAACAUUUGGUAUGACUUCUUUUAGACGUGUGUUCCUCAAUUGAAGCGGGAGGCUCGGCCAUAUUGUGCGACACUGGUGUAAUUGUAUAGAAAUGGCCGUGUGUUCUACCUCUUGUUACCUGUUUUAAGUGUUAUGGUAACGUCACACUGCUGGUCAUUUCUGUAUAAUUACCCCUGCUAUCUAUCUAAUUGGCAUUGUUUGAGUCUUGCAUUGACAGUAGAAGUUUUAAACGCUUGGUGUGCAUGAUGGUGAACGCGCUUUUUUCAGUUUUUUUUUUUUUCUUAGUUUUAGCUCAAACUGAUGAGAGAGAAUGUGUUUUUUUUUUUUUUUUUUCCUUGUAUGAGUUUUGAGUGCUGAGCUGUACGACCAAAUUCUUGAACUGUGUUUGUACCUACACACAGCUUUCCCUGCUUUCUUUCCUUUUUACUCUAUGCACCACUAGAAUGACAGACGUUUGGUUUUCCACCCGAGCAGUGUAACAACAAUUGCAAAGCCCACAUCUGCCACAAUCAUUGUGCGUCCUUGCGCAGGACAAUGAACCCUAGUGAUGCUGUUAUUCAGAUGGAGAAUAAAAGUUGCCUGAAACAGCUCACAGGACGCCUGUUGGAAUCAAUGUGAACAGAUAAAGAUGUGUAGGUGUUUGAGGAUGUGAAUCUCACCACAAAAACAUUUACUUCUCUGUACAGUCAUGCCUGUAAAUUCUUAACUUAAACAAUACUUUUUGUUCUGAUCUGGUCACAAUGGAUCAACGAUUCUUACAUUUCAGGAGAAGCCUCUGUUUGGCUCUCUGUUUGGAAGUCCUUGUCUCUGUGAAUGCCGGCUUUUGUAAUUUGGCCACAAGUAUUCGAAAUGUUCUGACUGUGUUCUGAAUUUAGUGUAUUGGAGAACACAGAAGUGACCUAUCAUGAAUUGCUAAACUUAAUACCUGGAACAUCACAGACAUAAAAAAAAAAAAAAACAAACUACCUGGCUUGGAAACUUGUAAGGCCUAAUAAAAGAGAUGGGUUUGUA